CCUUCGUUUCGUUUCCACUUCCAACUCAAAUCCUCAACUCCGCUCGCCCGCUGGUGACGAUGGAGGCGGCGAGGGCGGAGGAAAUCGUCUGGCACCCCGUGCGGAGCGGCAUCAGCCCGGAGCCGCGUGCGACGCAGUCCCUCCGCCGUCCGCCCGCGCGCCUUCGACAGCCACGCCGACUGGCGCGCCCUCCCGCGUCCGGCCAUCGCCGCGCUCUUCCUCCACCUCCCGGUGCUCGACCUCUUCCGCCUCGGCCACCUCUUCACCCCUCGAUGGCUCGAGGUCUGCGCGGCGAGCCGCUCGAGCUCCACGACGCGCAGUUCGCGCGCCUCCCCAUCCCGCGCUCCCACGUUGCCGACGCCAUCGGCAACGUGCUCGACAAGUACCUCGCCGCCGGCGAAGACGAAGUUGAACACGAGGACGUCGACGAAGAUGACGGCGGCGGGGGCGAAGGAGAGGACCGCGACGACGAAUUGGAGGACGGCGACGACGGGGAAGGAAUCUGUGGCGCGGCGGGCCGCAGGCGCGUCGAGUCCUUCCGGGUCGAGUGCACGGAAUGGCUCGCCGAGCACGCCGCCCGCUGGUGCGCGGCGCUCAAGAAUGGGUUAGCGGACGAGGUCAUCCUCUUCAACCGCGGCGACCCUCCCGUUCUCUCCCCCGUCCCGCCGGGCCUCCUCCAGUGCGCCACCGUCACGAUCCUCCACCUCGGCUUCUUCACCGUCGAGGCCGGGGAGCUCGACGCGCUCACCGAGACCAUCCACCUCGGGCUCUACGGCUGCGCGUGCCGCCCCGGCGUGGUCGAGGGCGUGGUCGCCGCGUGCAGGAAGCUGCACAAGCUCUGGAUCCACGACUGCGCGCCGCCGCUGGAGCACGUCGUCGUGAGUUCGGCGAUCAGGCUCUGGCGCAUCUCGAUGCUCCGGACCGCAGCCCGCAGCCUCACCGUCCACAACGCCCCGAUACUCCACGAGAUCGUCUUCCCCGCCCCCGGCGCCAUGGUGAGCAUCCGCCGCGCGCGGUGGCUGCGCAGGCUCAUUUCCCUCCACUUCCCCACCAUUUCCCUCGAGAUCGAUCGUGAGCAGAUCCCGCCGCAGCCUCAGACUGAGUGGUUAGCGACCGUGUGUCAGUGACCACGCUCGUGCUAGUCGUGGACUACGCAGCGCUUGGCGGCGCCGCCAUGGCGCCGUUCGCCGUGGAGCAGAUGCUGCGGCCUUUCCCUUACCUGAAGGAGCUGUUCAUCCAGGUAAAUUAACUAACCCACACCAUCAACUACCACAACAUCUUAAUCUAGACCACCAUUGUUCUUCCUAUUCGACCAGCGCAAGGACGAGGUGUCGGAGGCGGAAGGGCUGGCCUCCAGCAAGGACCCGCGCGGCUACCAGCACCUCUUCGACUGCAUCCAGUGCGCGGCCCGUGAGCUCUCCGUCCUGAACCUCGUCAACUUCCAGGGCGGCAAGGCGGAGCUGGCGCUCGCCAGGGCGAUCCUGUACAAGGCGAGGCCGCUGAGACGCAUCGUGCUGACGCACUCCGGCCGGGUCAUGGAAGCGUUCGUGGAGGCGGACCGAGCGCUCCGGCUCGCCCGGCCCCGUCUCAGUAUCAGCCACCAGCCCAUGUCCAGCUUCGAAACAACUCUGAAUCCAGUUCAGAGGGAUCGAGAUCGGUUUGUUCGGAUUGAGACUCUUGGAUCGGGCCUUACGGAUCCCAUGGCGGCGAAUGGGUUGCGUCUCUGAUCGGCACGGACGAUCUUGACUGUCAACUGACACUAGGGGGAGUCUUCAGAGCAAAGGAUUGAUGUUGAUUCACAAAGUGUUCUUCUCUCCAUCAUUCCUCGAUCGGCUCCCUUUUAAUCAUUGAUUUUGUGAAUACGAUGCUAUAUGUGCUUGCUGAUCCUGUUAGCACACGUAAUAAUCCGUUCUUGCUUGUUGCUACUUGUCUUGUAGGUUGCCUUCACUAGUUAUGUCUUUUGUUUCAUUAAUAUCCUGAAAUUGGCCGGGAUUGCCGACAAGCGGCAGUAGGAAGUGAAAAUGGAACUGAACACGCUUUCGGGGUGAAC
Messenger RNA from Brachypodium distachyon (stiff brome), 2050 nucleotides. RefSeq lists its product as uncharacterized. Bases 60 to 1127 code for a protein of 355 amino acids. The record is from RefSeq and is a predicted model, not a curated record. The transcript is spliced from 2 exons. Lineage: Eukaryota; Viridiplantae; Streptophyta; Magnoliopsida; Poales; Poaceae.